This is a messenger RNA of Hyalella azteca, 2819 nucleotides long. RefSeq names its product arrestin domain-containing protein 17 (gene Vdup1). The transcript is spliced from 8 exons. The coding region runs from base 667 to 1635 and encodes 322 amino acids. The record is from RefSeq and is a predicted model, not a curated record. Gene Ontology annotation, biological process: protein transport. Gene Ontology annotation, cellular component: cytoplasm. NCBI's taxonomy places the organism in Eukaryota, Metazoa, Arthropoda, Malacostraca, Amphipoda, Hyalellidae.
UAAAAGUUAUAAUUCAACAGAUGGGUUGGGUUGGCCUAGCAGUGAGUCGUAAAUGAGUAGUAAUUAUGAUGAAUAGUGACUAAACCAAUCAGUGAUGAAGUAAUAGAGAGUAACUAGACUAUGAGUGAAGAAGUAUAGAAAGUAACUAAACCAAUGAGUGAAAAGUAUUAGAAAGUAACCAGAUUAAUGAGUGAAGAAGUAUUAGAGAGUAAUCAAAUCAAUGAGUGAUGAAACGUUCAUCUGAUAAGAGGUGAUAAGUAUUUAGGGACGUGACCAAAGUUGCCAGAUGGUGGCAAGAAAAAAACGGCCAAACUGGCUCGCAAAAAGACCUAAACGGUCACAAUUAAAAUUUAGUAUUUAGAAUUAAUUUGUAGUUUACGGUGAAACAGUUCAAUUUUUAAGAUGUAUUAUAAUUUACAAAUUACACAAUUUUACGAGUAACAUAUAUAUUAGCCGGCCAACUCAAUUUGGAAAAAACAUAAAUCAGUGAAUUUGGCCUGAAAACGGCCAAAAUCAGCAAAUUUGGCUUGAAAAAAGGGCCAAAUCGACAAAUUUGGCUGGAAAAGGCUCAAAACGACCAAUUUAGCCUGAAAAAGACCAGUAUCAUUGAAUUUUACCGGUAAAAGGCCCAUCUUGUAAGCCUUGCCAGCUGCUGACGGGGCCGCAAUGGGCGUCAGGAAGCUGCAGAAGUUCAUGAUCCUCUUCGACAACUCCGGCCUCCUCUACUUCCCCGGCCACUUCAUCUCGGGACGCGUCAUCGUCGAACUCGAGGAUGACACUCCCGUCACGGGGGUGUACUUCCACGUGGUGGGGGAGGGCGUGGUGCGGGUGACCGACCGGCGCCAGCAGACGCUACGGGAGCGGGAGAACUACAUCGACUUCAGGAUGCGCCUCCUGGGAGAGCCUGACGCCAACUACCCCCUGGACUCAGAGAGCGUGGUCGCCUCCAGCAAGGACCAAGGACCCAUCCCGCUCUCCCCCGGCAUCCACAGUUUCCCCUUCAAGCUGGGGCUGCCCCUGGGGCUGCCCUCCACGUUCCUGGGCAAGCACGGCUGGGUGCAGUACUUCUGUAGGGCGGCGCUGAAGGAGGCGGGGGGCCUGACACACAAGAACCAGCAGGUCUUCAUCGUCAUGAACCCCAUAGACCUCAACCUCGAGCCUUCCAUACUCGCCGUAAGUACGUGUGGGUACUGGCGGGGUACAUCAGACGUACCCGUGCCUGUCUUACCGAGGUACGUGAGGGUACUGGCGGGGUACAUCAGACGUACCCGUGCCUGUCUUACCGAGACUAUUCAGUACAUGAGUGGCAACAAGGUGGUCGAGACGGAGCUGCGGGAGCUGGCGAGUGCCGCGAGGGGCAGGAUACCCACGGGGGGCACGGACUACGUACCCGUGCCUGUCUUACUGAGGUACGUGUGGGUACUGGCGGGGUACAUCAGACGUACCCGUGCCUGUCUUACUGAGUUCAUCAUCGAGCCUGCAGGGCUGGAGAAGGCCGUGAAGCUGCAGCUGCCCAUCAUGCUAGCGACCUACCCGCACCGCGACCCCGACGCCCCGGCCCUCAAGCGCGACGCCCACUACCCCCACAGCCUGCCCGUCUGCAGGCCAUGGCUGCAGGACAAGGAUGAUGUGUAGGCCAUCAUCCUUAUCAUUACGGGGUCUAUCAUUACAUGUUGGAUAUGUAUGCUGUGUAGUGCGUCGUUAUCAUUACGUAGCGUCUGCUCAUGUGUUUCAACAAACAUCAUGUUCACUUCAACGUUCACGCUAUUUACUCGCUAAUAUCUCACACUAAUGUCAUGUUCACGCUAUUUACUCACUAAUAUCUCACACUAAUGUCAUGUUCACGCUAUUCACACGCUAAAGUCAUGUUCAUUCCCAUGUUCACGCUAUUUACUCGCUAAUAUCUCACAUUAAUGUCAUGUUCACGCCAUUCACACGCUAAAAUCAUGUUCAUUCCCAUGUUCACGCUAUUUACUCGCUAAUAUCUCACACUAAUGUCAUGUUCACUCUAUUCACACGCUAAAGUCAUGUUCAUUUCCAUGUUCGCGCUAUUUCUUUCAUUCCUCUUUUUCUUUCCCAAUAAAAACGCUUUUAACUAAUAAUAAUUGGCCUUAAUAUGGCCGAGAUAUUACAUUCCGUUGUCGAUUAAUUAGUCGUAGUGCGUGAGAAUGUCACCGUUGAUGUUCUUAUUAUCAAUAAUGAGUAGUUAAUUCGUAUGUAUAGUUCAGGGACUUCGCUCAAAAUAAGUUAAGCUUAUGAUUUUUUUUUAAUUUAACUAACGAGUGUGGUUUUAUGUUAGUAGGUUGAUUGUUUCUCAGGUUCCACAAAUCGUUGAUAUAUCAACAGAAAUUUUUUCUAUAUUAUUGAAAAAUUUCGGGUUUGAGUCGACGAAAUCAUCAUCUUUCCUGUAAUUAAUAAAGACAAAACUAAAGUCAAAACGCUAAAAAACCUCGCUACGUCGUUCUCAGCGUCAAAUUAACAUGUCAAAAAGAAAUUCUGAUAAUCGAAGGGUAACUUCAAUAUUAAAUAACAUUAAAAGAUUGUUUAACUGGUACUAGUUUCCUGGUCUGAUCUUCAUGUCCUCUUGCUAUUGAUUGCUUAUAUAUUGGCUCCUAAUUUUAUUAUUUAUAAAGUUCUGAACUCAAUCAUUGCUACUAGAUUUGGCCUUCAUUAAAUUGUCCUCGUGUACAUAGGUAAUAUUAACUCUAUAGAAGCCUUCAUGGAAGGAAGUCCAAUACGUUUACAGCUUAACGUAAUAAUUCAAUAUUGUACAUAGGCUGUCUCAAAAAAAUUACUGAUUAAUAAUGCCCUAAUAUUCA